AUGGCGAUUCCCAUCCCCGCCCACUGGUGCUGGCCGCCGCCGGGCAGCUCUGUCAGCACGGACGACACAACGCCGGCGGCGAUGCGACACGGGCUGGAUCCGGGCACGCUGUCCCUCUACCAGAACACCGUGCUCGGGUUCAUCUACGCCUACCUCCCUAAACCGCCUGUCUCUGCCGCCCCCAUUCUCUCCUGCGCCGCCGCCGCCGAGGAAGACGGAGGAAUCGAUCGCAUCAGCGGCCUCCCCGACGACCUCCUCCGCCGCAUCCACGUCCGCCUCCCCGCCAAGGACGGGGCCCGCACCGCCGUGCUCUCCACGCGCUGGCGCGGACUCUGGCUCUCGGCGCCGCUCGUCCUCGCCGGCACCCACUUCCUCCCCCGCGGGGGCGCGGAGGGCCGGCCCCCGCGACCCGGCGCCGUUACGCGCGCCGUGCGCCGCGCCGUCUCCGCCGCUCUCCGCUCGCACCCCGGGCCGUUCCCCUUCUGUUAG
Molecule: messenger RNA, 489 nt
Organism: Miscanthus lutarioriparius
Lineage: Eukaryota; Viridiplantae; Streptophyta; Magnoliopsida; Poales; Poaceae
Source: the annotation of a GenBank genome assembly